Molecule: messenger RNA, 1643 nt
Organism: Brachypodium distachyon (stiff brome)
Lineage: Eukaryota; Viridiplantae; Streptophyta; Magnoliopsida; Poales; Poaceae
Product: pentatricopeptide repeat-containing protein At4g21190
Exons: 7
Coding region: 16-1194 (392 amino acids)
Molecular function (GO): protein binding
Source: RefSeq, a predicted model, not a curated record
CACACCGCGGGCCAAAUGGUUAUUGCCUGCCCUGUUGGAGGGGACCUAGUUCAAUCUGGGCCGACCCUUGUCCCUCAGGUGGGCCUCAACCGUCCUCAAGGCCUUGUUCCUAGGCAGCCAGGCUUCACCCUCUCGCCUCCACCUCUCUUCUCAUCCCAUUCCCAUUCCCCUUCUCCUCGGCUCCGCUGCUCUUCGUCCCGCGAGAGGAAGCCGCGGCGGCGAUCGUUACCGGCUUGCCGCCAUAGUCAGUCGGUAGGGACAGCGAUCCCCGUUAUCUUCUGCCCCGUCGCACCUGAUUACAGUAUGUUAUCCUUGAAAUAUGGAACGCCAACAUUUGGUUUAGCGUUGGAGAGAACUGCUGUUCCACAUACUCAGAAGUUCAGUUCUGUAGUGGUGUGUGGUGCCAGGGGUCCGAGACCAAGAUAUCCUCGUGUGUGGAAAGCUGAUAAGAGAAUCGGAACCGUUUCCAAGUCACAAAAGCUUGUCAAAUGUAUUAAAGAUUUGUCUAAUGUAAAGGAGGAAGUUUAUGGUGCUCUUGAUUCAUUUGUUGCAUGGGAACUGGAAUUUCCCUUGAUAGCAGUAAAGAAGGCACUGAAGACGCUUGAAGACGAAAAGGAAUGGAAAAGAAUAAUUCAGGUUAUUAAAUGGAUGUUCAACAAAGGUCAAGGGAAGACCAUGGGCAGCUAUUACACUUUGUUGAAUGCUUUAAUUGAGGAUGGACGAGUUGAGGAAGCAGAAGAGUUAUUUGGAAAGAUAUUCUCAAGAUAUAUGGAGGGUUUGCCCCGAACCUUUUUCAUGAGAAUAAUCUCCUUGUAUUACAGUUUGGGAUCAUACCAGAAGAUUUUUGAGGUUUUUGCUGAUAUGGAAGAGUUGGGUGUUAGACCUGAUCGUUCAAUUGUCAGGAUGCUCGGUCAGGUAUUUCAGAAGUUAGAGAUGUUUGACAAAUACGAAAAAUUAAUAAAGAAAUAUCCUCCGCCAAAAAUUGAAUACCGAUACAUCAAGGGCAAGCGCAUCAGGUUAAAGAUUUACCCAGACAAUAGUACUGAAGAGGCAACAAACAAAUACUCUGCCACAGAAGAACUGGAAGAGGCAGAAGGCAUAAAUCUAGACAAGAAAUUGGAAGAAGCAGCAAGCACGGGCAUGGAUAAGAAUGUAUUGCGCGAUGCAGCAUGUGGAGACCUUGAAUUUGUAUAGAUAAUAGCUUUCAUGCCUGCUUCAUCAUGCCAGUAUGGACAAAAUGAACUGUAAAUGGAAAAUACAACUGUCCAAUUUGAAUGGUCUGGUCACAAUCGAUACAUCUGAUUAUUAAGGACAAGCUCAUCUGGGGUUCAUAGUGCCUUCACCAUGUGCAACAUACAUCACAGUGAGAUGUCCCUGAUUUUGAUAGAAAUGCUUGGUCGUUGCUGAGAAACGUAGGUGGUGUUGUAAUCUUCAUUGUUGUUGUUUUGGACGCUACCUCUUUCAAUGAAGCAUAUACAUGACUAUGGGUGUAUUCUUCAUCCAUCCAUUUCAGUGUGCACACAGAAUCAAGUACGGAGUAUUAUUUGUAGGCUGUAGCAUUACCAGUAUUAUGUAUCCCUGAACGAUUGACUGUAACCGGUAUCCUAGCAAUAUGGUUUUUACAUGAAUAUCUGUCGCUUUAA